AUGCUAAUGUUUAGAAGUAUAUGUACAACAUUAAUUGGAGGAAAGAUAUAUAAUAUAAAUGGAAGAACUAUAAGAGAAGAAAAACUAAUAUCUGAGGGAGCGUAUUCUUUUGUAUAUAUGGCGAAAGAUUUAAAUACAAAUAAAGGUUUUACUUUAAAGAAGACCAUAUGUCAAGAUAAAGAGAAAUUAGAAAUGGCCAAUAAAGAAAUAAAUAUUUUAAAAAGUUUACCACCUCAUAAAAACAUCGUUCAAUAUUAUGGAUCAACAGUUGUUUCAGAAAAUAAUUAUAAAAUUGUAAUAAUGUUAAUGGAAUAUUGUGAAAGGGGUAAUCUAUUAAAUAUAUUUGAAAAAAAUAAAGAUAAAUUAAGAGAAUAUCAUAUAGUUAAAAUAAUGAAAGAUAUAGUUACAGGAUUAAAUUUUUUACAUACUCAAGAAGUACCAAUUAUACAUAGAGAUAUAAAAUUAGAAAAUAUUUUGUGUGACAAAAAAGGGGUUUAUAAAAUUUGUGAUUUUGGUUCACACACAGUUUCAGAAUCCAUUUAUCCAAAUGAUUUAACGAAAAAUUCAUUAUAUAUAUUAAAAGAAGAAAUAGAAAGAGAUACUACAUUAAUGUAUAGGCCACCAGAACUAAUUGAUUUAUAUUCUAAUUUAGAAAUUUCUUGCAAAGUAGACAUAUGGAUGAUUGGAUGCAUUUUAUAUUUAUUACUUUUUAAAGUUCAUCCAUUUCAGAAUAAUAGUUUUUUAUCAAUUUUAAAUGGUAGUUUUACUAUUCCAUAUAAUAUAAAAUAUUCGAAGAGAAUUAUUUCUGUUUUACUUAUGACUUUAAACAAAAAUCCAGUAAAAAGAAUUGAUUCUUCCACUCUUUUAUUUAUAUUAGAAAAUUAUGCAGAUUUAAAAAAAUGGUUCGUUCAUAUCUCCAGUGAUAUAAAGAAAAAAGUAAACCAAAUUUUUGAUAAAAUAAGUGAACUUAAUUUAAGUAAUAAACAAAAUAAUCUCAUAGAAAUUAAUAAUGAUAAAAUAGUAGUCAUAAAAAUGAUAAAUCAAAAAUGUGAAAAACAAAUUCCUAAAAAUAACAUUAACUUUUUAAAACUUUUUAGUCAAAAUAAUUUAAGUAGUAAUACUCUGAAGAAAAAUAUUACAACAAAUGGUUCUGAAAAUAACCAAAUUCAAAAUAAAAAAAGUGACAUUAUUGAAAAGAAAAAAGAAGAUGCUACUAUUACUAAUAUUAAUUUAAAAGAUAGCAGAGAUAUAAGAAAUGGAACAGAAAAUAAAAUAUUAGAGGAAAAUAUUGAAUCAAAAAUAGAAAAUAUAGGUGGGAAUGUUAAAGUAAAAGAAAUAGAAGAAAAGAAGAAAUCAUUUGAUAAUAAUAUUAAUGAAUCGGAGGAAAAUUCUAAUUUAUUAAAUCUAGGUAUGGAACCUAAUAAAACAAUAGAAAAUCAUCAUAAUAAAAUUAUUUAUGACAAUGAACAUAUAUUAAAAGAUUUGAGCUUGAAUAAUGAAGUAAGUUUAUUUGAUUUUAAGAAUGAUCUUUUAAGUAACGAUCAAAGUAAUUGUAGUAAUUUUGAUAAUUUUUUUGAUCCUUGGAAUUAUGAAAAAAACGAUGAUUUAGUUAAAAUUGAUAAUUCUUUAAAUAUAAAUAAUGAUAAUGAUUUAUUUGAAGGUAAUAUUCAUUAUCUCAAUAAUAACGAUUCAUUUUGUAAAGAUUUAAGCUAUUCUAAAAAUAAUGAUUUUUUUAAAGACAAUAAAAAUGAAAUUUUUAAAGAUACGUAUUUUUCCAUAAACAACAAUUCUUCAAAUAAUACUGAACAGUUUAAUUUUCAAAAUUCUCCUAAUAUUAAUAAUAUACCUAAUAAUGUAUAUUAUUUUGAAGAAAUAAAGAAUAAAGAAAAAAAUGAUUGUAAUUUUGAUAGUAUGAUUAAAACAAAAAAUGAAAUUGCUUCUAAAUACAAUUCGAAAAAUUACAUUUUAAAUAAUAUAAAAAAGAAAAAUAAUUCUAAGUUAAUUACACCAGAUAAAAAUGAUAAAUUUUCAGAAUUACUUGAUGAAUUUCAAAAUUUUUCAGUUCAUUAA
This is a messenger RNA of Plasmodium relictum, 2070 nucleotides long. Its product is annotated as serine/threonine protein kinase, putative. Lineage: Eukaryota; Apicomplexa; Aconoidasida; Haemosporida; Plasmodiidae. Gene Ontology annotation, molecular function: ATP binding; protein serine/threonine kinase activity. Gene Ontology annotation, biological process: protein phosphorylation. Bases 1 to 2070 code for a protein of 689 amino acids. The transcript has a single exon. The record is from RefSeq and is a predicted model, not a curated record. Gene Ontology annotation, cellular component: cytoplasm.